Molecule: messenger RNA, 810 nt
Organism: Phaeodactylum tricornutum CCAP 1055/1
Lineage: Eukaryota; Bacillariophyta; Bacillariophyceae; Surirellales; Neidiaceae
Exons: 3
Source: RefSeq, a predicted model, not a curated record
GAUAAAGAAGGCGUGGUACUGGUGCAUGGCUUUGGAGCAUCGGGAUCGCAGUGGAACAAAGCCAUGAUGGAGCUCAACACCACGACUGCCUCCCAGGGCUUGGCACCCGAUCUUAUUGGCUUCGGAGAAGCCGAGAAACCUGCGCUAUCUUACUCGGGGUAUAUGUGGGAUGCACAGGUGCUAGAUUUCGUCAAGGAGCGAGCCAUGGCCGUGCACGGGUGUACCUCGUUUGUCACUGGCGGUAACAGCAUCGGUGGGUUCACGAGUAUGAGUUUGGCGGCGAGUGACGCGGCUGACGUCGAUGGACGCAGCUUGUCAUCCUCGGGAGCUCCUGGAAGAUUGCCCAUUUGCAAGCCUCCAGCUCGACCGGUGGCUCGUCUUUUUGGGAACGUGCUACUGGGUUAUUUGCGACCCCGAAUUCAGUCGAUCUGCAAGAACUUGUACCCGACAAACCCCGCUGCAGUCGAUGAAUCUCUCUGUACAGGAAUUUUCCGCGAUUCUUUGGAUCCCGGAGCAAUUAACGUCAUGAUGGCUGGUGCCAAGCUUCCACCACCACGAUCGGCCAAUGAACUCCUAAAGGCCGACUUUGGGGGAGCAGCUACGGUAGAAAAUGUAGAAAUACUCGAAGCUUUCUUUGAUGGGCCUGUUCUAGUUGCCCAAGGUGUCUUGGAUCCCCUUAACGACUCUACGGACCGUAUGAAUCGUUUUGGUGCCUUGCGUGCCGGCAUUAUGAAGGAUCCCAUCAAUGCUGGUCACUGCCCCCACGACGAAUUGCCUGGCGCAGUGGCACAGAGUAUUUCCAAUUGGAUG